This is a messenger RNA of Miniopterus natalensis, 1866 nucleotides long. The record is from RefSeq and is a predicted model, not a curated record. Lineage: Eukaryota; Metazoa; Chordata; Mammalia; Chiroptera; Miniopteridae.
AUGGCAGCUGAAUCCCACAGUACCAGUGUCAACGUCAGUGAAUCCAAUACCAGCUAUGGGCUUGGAAACCAACACCCUAGAGAUUCACAACUGAGACUUGUCUUAGUGGGUAAGACUGGAGCAGGAAAAAGUGCCACAGGGAACAGCAUCCUUGGAAAGAAAGCGUUUUAUUCCAGCAUUGCAGCAAAAUCCAUCACCAAGGUCUGUGAGAAAGGGAGCAGCAUGUGGAAUGAGAGUGAAAUUGUCGUAGUGGACACACCUGGCAUUUUCGACACCGAGACACCGGAUGCUCACACAGAAAAGGAGAUUAUUAAUUGCAUCAUCCUGACCUCCCCGGGGCCUCAUGCUGUGAUCAUGGUGGUUCCCCUGGGCCGGCACACAAAGGAAGAGAAACAGGCCAUUGAGAAGGUACUGACAAUGUUUGGACCCAAAGCCAGGCAAUACAUGAUUCUCUUAUUCACCCGGAAAGAUGACUUGGAUGGCAUGAAGUUCGAAGAUUACUUAAAGGAAGCUCCAGAAGGCAUUCAGGAUCUGAUGAAGAAGUUCAGGGAUCGCCACUGUGUGUUCAACAAUAAGGCGACAGGGGCUGAGCAGGAGGCUCAGAGGGCGCAGCUGCUGGACCUGGUCCAGCGCAUGGUGAAGGAGAACCAGGGGGGAUUCUACACUAAUAAGAUGUACCAAAGGGCUGAGGAGGAGAUUCAGAAACAGAUCCAAGUGAUACAAGAACAAUACAGAGCAGAGCUGGAGAGAGCGCAGAGUAAGUUAAGGGCUGAGUAUGAGGAGAAAAUCAGGAAACUAGAGGAUGAAUUAGAGAAGGAAAAGGGAAAGGCAGAAAUGGCGAGGGAAUUGGCAGAAAGGGAGAAAGACUAUGAUUUCAAGCAACAAAAUGCCAGAGCUGAAGUUGAGAAGGAGAACAAGAUAAUUGAGAAUAUCCUGAAAAUUUUGCAAUAUGCUGGCUUCAUUCUUGUAAGCAUAUUCAAAUUACUUUAAGCUUAAUUUUUAAAAAUGUCUAUAUUUCUUGCAAAUUUUCAUGUGUCCCUGCCCCGUAUAACUCAUUUCUAAAGUCAGAGCUCUCUGUUUCUGUCUCUCAGGCUCUCAGAACUAGGGAGUUAAGUCAAGUUCCCUGUUGGCAGUAGGUAGCGGUUUGGUUGACUGACGAGGGAAGGGACACAUUCCCAAUUUCUAAAAGUCCAAAGCAGAAAGUACGGAUGCUCCCUAUCUUCUGAACACUUUCUCAGACGCACAGAGAAAAGGAAUGCAGGAACCAAGAACCAUGACCCCAAGCUUUCUCUGUGUCUUCCCAGUACCUGUUUCUCCUCUGGAUUCUGUCUAGAUUGGCAGAUAAGCUCCUCCUGUGGCUUCUACUCCUCAUUGUUGCCUUUAGGACCAUGCUGCUCAUUUUACCCAUGUGGUCAGAGAAGUCAGUUCUUUGCCUUAGAUAAUCUAUAGCUAGAGAGGCUUACCGAAUUCUUUCUGGAUGAACGCAAAUUCAUUGAAUUACAUUUUUAUGGAAGGACUGAAAUUGUUCCCUGUCAUCUGCCCACUGAAGAACAAAGAAUUGUCUGGAAAACAGAUCUCUCAGAACCCAACUAAGUGAAAUGCCAGGAAGAGCCAGGAACAGAGAUUCAACAGACAAGAGAACCAUGUUUGGUAUAUUCAGAUGUUCCUGUAGAAGGUGCUUGACCAACCUCAACAUAACCACUUAGCUGAAGAACUAGUUCUCUCCUUUUCAUGGGAAACGAGCUGUUGCCACCGCACCUCCAUCACCUCACACCUUGAUUACUUACUGCUGGGGGGUCAUCCCCACACUGCUGCCCCACCCACUUGAAUUGUUUGCUUAUUUUUGCUGUAAUAAAACUUUUCUAU